Molecule: messenger RNA, 199 nt
Organism: Sphaeroforma arctica JP610
Lineage: Eukaryota; Ichthyosporea; Ichthyophonida
Exons: 1
Source: RefSeq, a predicted model, not a curated record
CACCCUACUAGAAACGCGUGCGAACUUCGGAACGGACACACUUCUGGACAACACUGUUGCCAACCACAUCAUCGAGCUACUGGUCCGGAUAGUGCUGGAUGCUGAACCGAAUCCUGUGAGAUUGGACAGUCUUGCACCUACAAAUGAGACCUCGGGUGGAGCAAGUGGGUCGUAUCAGGGUGCAUAUCCAGGUAAGUAA